AAUUAGUGGUUUACGAUGUCAUCCAAUAACAAUAUAAACAGCGAAAGAAGUACAGGUAUGAAGACCCCACCAACUAAACCUACUGCAUCUCUGUUUGAAAACAUGCCUAUAAUUUCACCAAUCCUUUCAUAUUCUUCCUCCCGAGCCGAUUCUCCACAAAUUCCAGAAAUUAUUCCUGAAGAAACUAGGAAAUCUCUCCCAAUACAUGAAACCUUACCAAUAGUGAACUGCAUAGCUAGAGCUCGUAUUCCAACUACUCAAGGACCAGAAAUCUUUUUGCAUUUGUAUGAGAAUAAUAUUGACAAGAAGGAACAUUUAGCUAUUGUUUUCGGUGAAGAUAUCAGAUCAAAGACAUUAUUUGCCAAAAGACCCAAUGAAACCCAACAAGAUAGAAUGACUAGAGGUGCGUAUGUGGGAAAGCUUUAUCCUGGGAGAUUAGAAGCAGAUGUUGAUCAUAAGGAAGGAAUGUCCGUUGAAUUUGAUUCUGAAGGACAAUUAAUCAGAGAAUCUACUACAACAUUCAAAGAUGAAUGUUUGGUACGAAUUCACUCUGAAUGUUAUACAGGAGAAACCGCAUGGUCUGCAAGAUGUGAUUGUGGGGAACAAUUCGAUGAAGCUGGAAGAAUUAUGGGUGCUAAUGGUCAUGGAUGUAUUGUAUAUUUAAGACAAGAAGGAAGAGGAAUAGGUCUUGGAGAAAAGCUCAAAGCUUAUAACUUGCAAGACUUGGGAGCUGAUACAGUACAAGCCAAUUUGAUCUUGAGACAUCCAGCCGAUGGGAGAUCAUUUUCUUUAGCUACUGCAAUUUUACUUGAUUUAGGAUUGGCAGAUAUAAAACUUUUAACAAAUAACCCAGAUAAGAUUUUGGCAGUUGAAGGUAAGAAUAGAGACGUUAAGGUGAUAGAAAGAGUACCAAUGAUACCAUUGGCAUGGAAAUCCAAACUGGGGAUCAAAUCCAAGGAAAUUGACGGAUACCUCAGUACAAAGAUAGAAAGAAUGGGCCAUUUACUUGAGAAGCCAAUCAAGUUUUAAGAAGAUACGGAAACAUAAUAAUAAUAUUAAUGAUAAAAAGAAAGAAAGUUCAAUAUGAAUAAUUAAUAUCAAAAUGGUGCUAAUAGAUUUAGGUUAUCUCAGUUUACAGAUUAGACC
Molecule: messenger RNA, 1146 nt
Organism: [Candida] anglica
Lineage: Eukaryota; Fungi; Ascomycota; Pichiomycetes; Serinales; Debaryomycetaceae
Source: the annotation of a GenBank genome assembly